AUGAUGCUCCCGAGAACAACACUCCUGGCUCUCCUGCCCUUUUUCAUCAAAGUCAACUCUCAAUCCUCGGGUACUGGAACGACGACCAGAUAUUGGGACUGCUGUAAAGCUUCCUGUGGCUGGUCAGGCAAGGCAACUCUAGCCAGCGGCUCCAACCCCGUGACAUCGUGCGACGCGCAGGACAACCCGCUCACGAACUACGACGCAGCAUCCGGGUGCAACUCUGGCACGAGCUACAUGUGCUCCGACCAAUCGCCCUGGGCCGUCUCCGACACGCUGAGCUACGGCUUCGCAGCGACGACGAUCUCGGGCGGGUCCGAGGCGUCGUGGUGUUGUGCGUGCUACGAGUUGACGUUUACGUCGGGCGCGGUGCAGGGGAAGAAAAUGAUCGUGCAGGCUACGAAUACGGGGGGGGAUUUGGGGGCCAACCAGUUUGAUCUCGCUAUACCCGGUGGCGGCUUCGGCCUCUUCAACGGCUGCACCGCCGAAUGGGGAACCCCCUCCACGGGAUGGGGACAGCAGUACGGCGGCAUCUCAGCGCGAGCUGACUGUGACGCCUUUCCCGAUAAGCUGAAGGCGGCGUGUUACUGGCGCUUUGACUGGUUUGGCAAUUCGGACAACCCAGGGGUCACGUUUGAGCAGGUGGCGUGCCCGGCUGCACUGACGGCUAAGUCGGGGUGUGUGAGAGAGAGCGACGCUAUUGACGAGACGCCUACGGGAGCUUCUUCCGUCUCAACGUGGACGUCUGGUGCAGCAGCUGUGGCGGCGACUUCGCCUGUCGCGCAGGUCGUGGCUGUGUCUUCGUCUUCGUCUUCGUCUUCGUCGUCCAUUGUCGCGGCUUCUACAACUGCGGCUGCAACGAGCGCUGUGGCUUCGUCGGGGGAGACGGUGCCUCAGUAUGGGAAGUGUGGUGGGGAUGGGUAUACGGGGUCGACUGAGUGCGCUGCUGGCUUUACUUGCAAGUGGUCGAAUGCGUAUUACUCGCAGUGUUUGUGA
This is a messenger RNA of Lachnellula hyalina, 996 nucleotides long. It is a transcript of the gene GUNK, whose product is annotated as putative endoglucanase type K. The transcript is spliced from 3 exons. Gene Ontology annotation, molecular function: cellulose binding; cellulase activity. NCBI's taxonomy places the organism in Eukaryota, Fungi, Ascomycota, Leotiomycetes, Helotiales, Lachnaceae. The record is from RefSeq and is a predicted model, not a curated record. Bases 1 to 996 code for a protein of 331 amino acids. Gene Ontology annotation, biological process: carbohydrate metabolic process. Gene Ontology annotation, cellular component: extracellular region.